This is a messenger RNA of Perkinsus marinus ATCC 50983, 1029 nucleotides long. RefSeq lists its product as hypothetical. NCBI's taxonomy places the organism in Eukaryota, Perkinsozoa, Perkinsida, Perkinsidae. The coding region runs from base 1 to 1029 and encodes 342 amino acids. The transcript is spliced from 2 exons. The record is from RefSeq and is a predicted model, not a curated record.
AUGGCUCGUGGAGGAGUCUUCCCAAGCUCACAGACUAAGUGGACUAUUCCACGUAAGGAGCUGGUCGCUGUACACCACGCCCUCACUUGGAUACGUUCUACAUCAACCUACUUACCCAUCAAGACUUGUCUACGUCCUCACCAGUCACCUCUAGAACCCUUGGUACCUAAUCUACCAGCUCGACAAGUCGUUCUCCUAUGUGACAGUGAGAUCACGGUGUAUCGGUUACGACGCCCCAGUAGGGACAAGAAGCUACCUGUCGUUGAACGACGAAGACUGAAGGAGAUUAGAGAGAUGUGCCGACAGUUAGACGUUAUCGUCAAGCACAUACCCUCUGAGUUGAACUAUGCCGACUCGAUAUCACGAGCUAAGAUCAACGACAAGGUCAUUGACGGUACCCACGUCUGCAAGGCGAUGUCUGUCAGCGAAGUGGUUUUUGACUAUAGGGAGAUUACAGAUGACGAGUUGGCUGAGAACGUAGUCGAGACCAACGAUGAAGAACCCUGCUCACAAUAUACCACUUCCCCCGUGGCUAACGCCACGGAACCAACAACUGCAACCACCAACGGCAGGGACGCUCAAUGUAUUCCUACUUCUCCCGUGGCUAACGCCACGAAUACGUCAACAACAACUACUGGUACUAAACUAGUACAGAAGGUUACUACUUCUCCCGUGGCUAACGCCACAACCAACUCUUCAACUGUCGGUGCUCUGGUGAUGACUCUCAACUGUGACGGUAUUGACCUACCCAACUACGGCUCCUUUACUACUGAACAACAAGAAGAACUACGUGAACUCACACGUUAUGCCAAGCCCGUGGAAGAGAUCGACCCAGAGCUACUACAGGAUGGUAACUACGAAGACCGUGUCAGUGCUUGCGUAAUACGUGCGCAAGAAUUGGACGACGACUUGAAGGACUUCAAGAAUCUUCUCCUUGAGAAGGUCACCUACAAGGAACUCGGCAUGAAGGGUGACGUCACCCUAGCCCAGAGCGACUUCGCCAUGCUGAAGAAGAUGACGACGGUGUGA